Messenger RNA from Bursaphelenchus okinawaensis, 588 nucleotides. The record is from the annotation of a GenBank genome assembly. Lineage: Eukaryota; Metazoa; Nematoda; Chromadorea; Rhabditida; Aphelenchoididae.
AUGAGACGAUAUUCACGUUGGAACAGGAACACAAACCCUCAAAAUGACAGGAAUUACUCUACUGAGCCUCCUAGAGACUUGGCCAUCGUCGAACACCGUCAACGCCCUCGGGGCAUUAUGGUUUGGGCAGGAGUAUGCGCCUCGGGCAAAACUUCCUUGAUUUUUGUUGAUAAAGGAGUAAAAAUCAAUAAAAAAGUGUACCAAAAGGACAUUCUGGAAGCCGUAGUACUUCCUUGGUCCCGAGAACACUUCAAGAACACCAAAUGGACGUUUCAACAGGACUCUGCUCCAGCCCAUAAAGCCAAAACAACACAGGAGUGGUGUCGGACCCAUUUUCCGGACUUUAUCACCUCAGCUGAAUGGCCUCCGUACUCCCCCGAUUUCAACCCGAUGGAUUACAGUAUUUGGUCGAUAUUGGAGGCAAGGGUGUGUUGUAGAAGACACCAAACUUUGGAGUCUUUGAAACAAGCAUUGAUCGAGGAGUGGGACAAACUUUCGCCUCAGGACCUGCGGCCCAUCGGUGAAAAUUUUGUGAAGCGUUUACGCCUCUGCGUAGCGGCAAAGGGGGGCCACUUCGAAACCUCUUGA